Molecule: messenger RNA, 531 nt
Organism: Laetiporus sulphureus 93-53
Lineage: Eukaryota; Fungi; Basidiomycota; Agaricomycetes; Polyporales; Laetiporaceae
Exons: 1
Source: RefSeq, a predicted model, not a curated record
CUCCCGCAGCUUCCGAUCGAGGUGUGGGAGAACGUGAUUGACCAUCUGUGGGACGAUCAGGGUGCUUUGCAGGAGUGCAACCGCGUCUGCCGAGCAUGGUACCCUCUGAGUCGCUUUCACUUGCACAGGCAGAUCACGAUCAGGAAUGUUAAGGGUGUGAAGGCAUAUGUGAAGGCGCUGAAGCAGACGCCCGAGCUGUCAGAGCGGGCGCACUAUAUGGACAUAUGGCGCGAUUGGCGGAUAGAGACCUCAGCUCCGUCAAGCCUGUCGCUGGCGGCGAUUCUGCUCGCUCGCAAGCUGCCCCGCUUGGAGAAGCUCACAAUCUGGUCUUCAGAGUGGAAGCCGUGGACGAUGCACCGCGACGUCUUCCUGCAUCUCUCUGGCUUCUCUGUCACUUGCCUCCAGCUCUACUGGGUCACAUUCCCAUCAAUCACUGUCUUUGGGCGCUUCGUAUGCGCACUGCCACACCUCGUCAAGCUCGAAUGCUUAAGCCUGCGAUUCACACAUGACCACUUCCACCGCGAUACAUUU